GUUUCAAGAACUGACCUACAGCUACAUGACAUACUGCGGAGACAGAGAUUUUUACGAGCCCAGAUGAAUGGCCGUAUAACCCGGCACCUUCUUGAGUUCAAAAAAAGCACGCUUUUUGCUUUGAUUUGUUUUGUUUUACCUUGAAAUUGCUCUUAGUCAAAGGCAAAAAACUGGGCCAUAAGCGAAGCAAAACAGGACAGAAGCACGGGAUUGACAAGUAAAGGACGACGGACCGUCAUGCGAGAGGAACAGUCUUGUGGCGACUUUCCCGAGGGUGGGGUCCUACCCAGCGAAGAGGAGCAAGACCGUCGCCCCAACAAGUGCCCUGUCGUCGUUGCACCACCGACGGGUCCUCGGAAGCGGCUGACAGGUCCCAAGAAAGAGCCUGGUGGACUCCUACCACAGGACGACAAAACUUCACUGGAAGGCCCGUCUACGCUGGCUCCCUCUGGCCCCAAGCGGCCCAAGAGGAGUUCACCCUCCUCCUCAUCAAACUCUUCAGCCUCCCUAGUGCCCGCCGUAAGUGCAGUGUCACCUGUGCCCGGGCAACCAUUUGAGGACCUCCACACGCAACGAGUGAUCGCAAACGUCCGGGAACGGCAGCGCACGCAGUCCCUAAACGAUGCUUUCGCCUCGCUGCGGAAGAUCAUCCCCACGCUGCCUUCGGACAAACUGAGCAAGAUUCAGAUCCUCAAACUGGCUUCGAGAUACAUCGACUUUCUCUACCAGGUUCUCCAGAGUGAUGAGAUGGACGCCAAGCUGGCCAGCUGUAACUACCUGGCCCACGAGAGGCUGAGCUACGCCUUCUCCGUUUGGAGGAUGGAGGGAGCUUGGUCCAUGUCUGCCACUCACUAGACGUUCAUCUGUUCCUAAUUCUGCCCACCGACCCUACAGCCCUACAAAACUCCAGUUCCAACCAGCCUCUGAACUCUGAACCUGCAUUCUGCCCUAGAGAAAGUGACUCUGAUUAUUAAAUCUAUUGCUGUCUAUCCACUUAGCUAUGGCUUCAACUUCACAAUCAACAGCCAUUUGACUCCUGCUGCCAUGACCUGACCCUGCCUAAAGCUGAACUCUGACCUUCCAACACAGAUCUUUUCACUUUUUCUCAGAGCAACCCUCUACAGCAGUAUCCCACUAUCCCAGAGGACAUCAUCCUUCAACAUCAAGCCAACCAUCUUUCCCUUCUCCUAAUGGAGCUAUACAACAAAAUGCAAAAAAAUGACCCUCGACCCUCAAGAGGAAUGGACACCAGGGGUUCCACAUGACUCUGAAUCAAACUCUGGAAAUGACUCUGAUUCAGUGGCAGAGUGCUGAUUUGAGAUCAGCGUUCAUUGACUUUGACUUUGUAUGGACACACAGAGGCAGACAUUGACUGUCAUAAGGACUCUACAUGUAUAGCUAACCCUACCCUGACGGAAAAAUGCUACGUAGACUCACUAUAUUCUCUGAUAUACAGAUCCCAUCAUUUCAGAGUUGUUGCCCUUGUCAUUUAUGCUGUAUAUUAGCCAACAUUAUUGCUUUUGUGACAGUGUAACAAUGGUAUAUACCACAUUUGUCUAAAUGUAUAAAGGUUGUUAUGCAUUUAAAAAAAAAUAAAGCUGUAAGAUUAAUUCUACAAUAUGACGACUUGGUGAAUAGCAAAUGCAUAAAAGUAAGUUAGAGUUAUCUGACAGUUACUUUAUAAUAAGUAUGUUACUGCCUUUCAGCACAAUAAAAACUGUCAAAAACUA
Megalobrama amblycephala (Wuchang bream) is the source of this 1730-nucleotide messenger RNA. It is a transcript of the gene twist3, whose product is annotated as twist3. The record is from RefSeq and is a predicted model, not a curated record. The transcript has 2 exons. Gene Ontology annotation, biological process: regulation of transcription by RNA polymerase II; developmental process. Bases 238 to 855 code for a protein of 205 amino acids. NCBI's taxonomy places the organism in Eukaryota, Metazoa, Chordata, Actinopteri, Cypriniformes, Xenocyprididae. Gene Ontology annotation, molecular function: DNA-binding transcription factor activity, RNA polymerase II-specific; protein dimerization activity; RNA polymerase II transcription regulatory region sequence-specific DNA binding.